Molecule: messenger RNA, 3579 nt
Organism: Coffea arabica (coffee)
Lineage: Eukaryota; Viridiplantae; Streptophyta; Magnoliopsida; Gentianales; Rubiaceae
Product: DNA polymerase alpha-associated DNA helicase A
Molecular function (GO): 5'-3' DNA helicase activity
Source: RefSeq, a predicted model, not a curated record
UACAUGCCAAUAGCGACCUCCCACUAGGCUGCCAACCUCACACGCAGCCAGCCUUUUUUCGGUUGUGGCGGUGCUGUUUCUGAAUCGGAGAUGACAACGAUAAAAAUUUCUAAUGAUAUUGGAGCAGUCGUACAAAUAUUGUGACCGCUAUUCGAAUUCGAAGAAGAAUAAAAAAAAACAAGUACGAGGCGCCUCCUUUCCACGCCCCGUGGAGACUGCCCAUUCGCUGGGUUUGCAUUGCCGUACUUGUGCUCCGAAUUCAUUAGUAUUUAUUGGGAGUUAAGACAUGUGAAUUGGGUUUAGGGCUGGGAUAGAUGGAAGCCUCCUGCAUUUCCUGCCGAAGCAUCUCCACCUUGGACUUGAAGCCACUUCAAAGACGCCCCAGUUUCUGCUGGCGCCGCUGCAAUGACUUCCUUUUCCCCGCUCAUCGUACCUUGGCUUCCACGUAUCUGUUCGAUGGCAAUAAUCUCGUCUUUUCUCAUCCCCUCUCAUUUGCCUCCCCAUUUUCACGCUGCCCCCGGACCGGUUGUCGGCGCAGCACAACUUUCUGCGCCACCAAUACAAAGAGAAAAAGAAGCCACCGUAAGAACAGGGGAGGAGGAAGAGCUGUUGCUGAUGCUGACAUUGCCGGGCUGAAAACCGGUGUAGGGCCUAUUGAGAUUGCGACCAUUACGACUGUUGCUGAAGGUGACGGAGACAGGGUAAGGAGGCGAGAAGCACAGGGACCGAAUGGGCAGGAAACAUGUUCACCGGCUAACGUGCGUUCUCUGUAUCAGAACGGUGAUCCACUCGGGCGGAGAGAUUUGGGUAAGUGCGUUGUUAGAUGGAUAUGCCAAGGCAUGAAAGCCAUGGCUUCCGAUUUUACCACUGCUGAGAUGCAGGGGGAAUUCUCUGAGGUCAGACAACGUAUGGGACCAGGUUUGGCCUUCGUGAUCCAGGCCCAGCCAUACCUCAACGCCGUCCCCAUGCCCCUUGGUCUCGAAGCCAUCUGCCUCAAGGUCUGCACUCAUUAUCCCACCCUGUUCGAUCAUUUCCAGAGGGAGCUUAGAGACGUGCUUCAGGAUCUCCAGCGGAAGUCGGUGCUUCAGGAUUGGCGCCAAACUGAGUCUUGGAAGCUGCUAAAAGAAUUAGCAAAUUCUGCUCAGCAUAGAGCCAUUGCCAGGAAGAAUCCCCAGCCAAAGUCCGUGCCAGGGGUUUUAGGAUUGGAUCUCGAGAAGGUUCAAGCCAUUCAGAAUAGGAUAGAUGAUUUCACCAAGCAUAUGUCGGAUCUACUUUUGAUCGAAAGGGAUGCCGAAUUGGAGUUUACACAAGAGGAGUUGAAUGCUGUUCCUAUGCCGGAUGAGAAUUCUGACGCUGCAAAGCCGAUUGAAUUUUUGGUUAGCCAUGCCCAGGCUGAGCAAGAACUCUGUGAUACUAUCUGCAAUCUGAAUGCUGUUAGCACAUCUACAGGAUUAGGGGGAAUGCAUUUGGUGCUAUUCAGAGCAGAGGGAAAUCAUAGAUUACCUCCCACAACCCUAUCUCCUGGAGACAUGGUUUGCGUGCGAACGUGUGACAGUAGGGGUGCUGGUGCCACUUCUUGCAUGCAAGGUUUUGUGAAUAAUUUAGGGGAAGAUGGAUGUAGCAUCACUGUGGCCCUGGAAUCCCGUUAUGGUGAUCCAACAUUUUCUAAGCUCUUUGGCAAGAGCAUCCGCAUUGAUCGUAUCCAAGGUCUGGCCGAUGCUGUCACAUAUGAGCGUAAUUGUGAAGCUCUGAUGAUGCUCCAGAAGAAAGGUUUGCAAAAAAGAAAUCCAUCAAUAGCUGUUGUGACUACGCUAUUUGGAGACAGCGAAGUUGUUAGAUUGCUGGAAGAGAAUCAUUUAGUAGACUGGACUGAAGUGGAACUGAAUGGCUUGUUAGAUAGUAAAUCAUAUGACGUCUCGCAGAGAAGAGCAAUUGCAUUGGGUCUAAACAGGAAGCGACCUGCGCUGAUAAUUCAAGGUCCUCCUGGGACUGGAAAAACAGGUUUGUUGAAAGAACUUAUUCCCCUUGCGGUUAAACAAGGUGAAAGGGUGCUUGUAACAGCACCUACAAAUUCAGCUGUUGACAACAUGGUUGAAAAAUUGUGUGAUAGUGGGAUCAAAAUUGUUCGGGUCGGCAACCCAGUGCGAAUAUCUCAAGCAGUAGCUUCGAGAUCUUUGGUUCAGAUUGUUAACGCCAAACUUGCAGAUUUUCAAGCAGAGAUUGAGAGAAAGAAGUCCAAUUUAAGAAAGGACCUUAAACAUUGUUUAAAGGAUGAUUCUUUGGCUGCUGGCAUACGUCAGCUCCUGAAGCAACUGGGAAAAACAAUGAAGAAGAAGGAAAAGGAAACUGUUAGAGAAAUUUUGUCUAGCGCUCAAGUAGUUCUUGCCACAAACACUGGGGCAGCUGAUCCGCUCAUUAGAAGGUUGGACACCUUUGAUUUGGUUGUUAUUGAUGAAGCAGGUCAAGCCAUUGAACCGUCUUGUUGGAUACCAAUUUUGCUAGGAAAACGAUGUAUUCUUGCUGGGGAUCAGUGCCAGCUUGCUCCUGUUAUUUUGUCUAGAAAAGCUGCUGAAGGGGGUCUUGGAAUAUCUCUUCUAGAACGAGCAGCAAGUUUGCACAAAGGGAUUAUGGUAACCAGGCUGACUGUACAGUACAGAAUGAAUAAUGCAAUAGCCAGCUGGGCUUCAAAAGAGAUGUAUGGUGGACUUUUGAAGUCUUCUUCAAGUGUCAGCAGUCAUCUUCUUGUAGAUUCACCCUUCGUCAAGCCCACAUGGAUAACACAGUGCCCUUUGCUUUUGCUUGACACAAGAAUGCCUCAUGGAAGUUUAUCAAUUGGUUGUGAAGAGCACUUGGAUCCUGCUGGCACAGGCUCUUUUUUUAAUGAGGGGGAAGCAGACAUCGUUGUGCAACAUGUCUAUUCUUUGAUUAACGCUGGUGUUAGUCCAACAGCCAUUGCUGUGCAGUCCCCAUAUGUUGCCCAAGUGCAGCUACUAAGGGACAGGCUUGAUGAGGUUCCUGAGGCAGCGGGUGUUGAUGUUGCAACCAUUGAUAGCUUCCAAGGCCGGGAAUCAGAUGCCGUCAUAAUAUCCAUGGUGCGCUCAAACAACUUGGGCGCUGUUGGCUUUUUAGGGGAUAGCCGGCGAAUGAAUGUUGCUAUAACAAGAGCGCGCAAACAUGUUGCCGUCAUUUGUGAUAGCUCAACAAUAUGUCAUAACCCUUUCUUGGCCAGAUUGCUACGGCAUAUCAGAUAUUUUGGUAGAGUGAAGCACACCGAGCCUGGGAGUUUUGGUGGAUCUGGCAUUGCCAUGAAUCCCAUAUUACCUUCAUUUGGUUGAAUGUUCGGGGCUGAUCAGCGUAUGCAAUACAUUCGACCUAUUUGACAAAAGAUUACAAUCCCUUUGCAGCAAGGUUGCUUAUUCUUGUAUAUGAAGGUGCGCCAAUUGUUGAUGCGUGUAUAUAUGAUAACCAAGUAGAUUGUCGUAGAUGAUUUAUUGUUGACGACAGGUACUUCUUCGCUUUGUAAUUUAAAGCUGUUUACACGUGCAUCUAUCCAAAAUUGGAUCAUUCUACAUUUGAACA